Lodderomyces pseudojiufengensis is the source of this 1467-nucleotide messenger RNA. RefSeq lists its product as uncharacterized. The transcript has a single exon. The record is from RefSeq and is a predicted model, not a curated record. NCBI's taxonomy places the organism in Eukaryota, Fungi, Ascomycota, Pichiomycetes, Serinales, Debaryomycetaceae. The coding region runs from base 1 to 1467 and encodes 488 amino acids.
AUGUAUAAUUCACACGCACAAAGGUUUCUGAAUCCAUAUCAAUCAGAUGAUGAAAUUUGGGAAUCUACAUCAAAUUUUAGCUCAAAAUCUCAUUCUACCAAUCAAGCAAAUUCUAGGUUUAGCUCAAACAAAGAGUCGGUGUCAAAAUUAAUCAAAAAAUUCAAUUUAAUUUACGGUGUUGAAAUUGAAGGAUACAAUCCACCAAGUCCAGUUUUUGAUACAUUAACUUUAAAUAAUUUAUUACAUGCAAAACUCUCGAAUCUUAUGCAACAAAAUGGAAUCGGGUUUCAUCAAAGUAUGGGGUACACAAUACCUUGCUAUAGAAGUAAUAGGUCAAUUUUAAAUGUUGGUAUUAGCAAUCCAAUGGAAGUUCAGAAUUGUAUUGGGGUAAGUGUGAUGGAUUAUAUGACCCAAUCAGUUUCAACUACAGCCUCAAGAUGGGAUGGACCAAAUGUAGUAGUGGUUACCGAAGCUGUUUGUGAUAUAAUGGACUUGUUAGUAAAACUCGAUACAUUGAAUGAAUUUAGCAAAUCAAUUAAUUGUUCAGAUCAGGAUUUACCACAAAUUUUAUUACUCACCCCAGAUGAAUUUGAUCGUGCUGCUAAAGAAACAAAUUCCAAUAUACAUACAACCAAUUUAUUAAUCAUAGAUGGUGUUCACAAAAUGAUCAAAGAUAAUGAUAUCAACUUCAAGUCAUCCUUAUCUCAAUUUUACAACUCGACAAAUUACAUUUACUUCACCAAUACUUCAUCAAAAAAAACGACAUCUUAUUUACAAAACUUUGGAAAUUUAAUUACUGUUUAUUAUUCUCCUGAAUUACCUCAUGCAUCAAUCGACAAAAGAAUAAACUUUGUUAAUGUGGACGACCGCUCAAAUGUUUUUUACUUAUCUGAAGAAGAAUUAGACCAAUUAACAUCUAACAAAUUAAACAAAAUCAAAGAAGAGUCCAAAAAAUUAGCAAUAGAUGCAAAAUUAUAUGAAAUAGCAAGAAUUAAAAAAUCAUUUUUACAAAGGGGACAAAGUUUUGGAUCAAAUGUUGUUAUUCUUGUUCAAAAUAAAGAUGACGCUAUGCUGAUCACCGAAUUCUUAAGGUGGAAGUCCAUUGACGCAUUUUAUCGAGGAUUUAAAUUGUCAUCUAAAGAACAACCAAAAUUCUCGUAUGUAGUUGAGUCAAUGAAUGCAGUUGUUGUUACUCAUAAUUUAGAUUUCGUUAAAGGAAAACAAAUUUUGAUUGACUUUAAAGCAUCUAAAUUUAAAUCUUACAUUGAACGGUUGAAUCAAUUUAAACAAAAUGGAGGACAGAUUGCUAUAACUUUGUUUACAAUUAAUGAAUUAAAAUAUUUUGAUAAAUAUUAUAAUGAUUUUUUGAUCGAAAAUGAUGUUGAAAUACCAAAUCAAUUAUUUGAACAUCUUGAUGCACGAGAUUCGAGAUCUGAAAGCGAAGCUGAUUCAUACAGUCCUUUAUAG